UCCAAAUGGCGGAGCUAGAGGCUGAGAAAGCUUGGCGAACUAAUGAAGCUCUAAUGGAUCACAUGGAUGAUUUUAAAGAAGAUACCAAAGCUCAGAUGGAUGCCUUGAUGGCCGAAAUGGCUGAAAUGAGAAGCAUGUUAUCACAAUCUAUUGCUGGAAACAAGAACUUUAUGCAUACUUCUGCAAUUCAACCUGAAGCAAGUGUGGGAGAAUAUUCUACCUCUGACCAAUCUGUUCAUGAUGUUGAUAGCAUUGGUGAGGAAGAAGUUAUGAUGCAAGAGUUGAGGGAAGCACAACAACAAUAUGAAAAGAAGAGAGCAGAAGCAGCACAACUGAUUAGGAAGAAGAAGGAAGGAGCCCAACGACUAAACAAUGAAGCAGAACUACAGAAGAGAAAGGAGGUUGAACUACUGCACAAGAAGAAAGAAGAGGCCCUAAUGCAAAAGAAUAACGAACAAGACAUGCAAAAGAAGAGGGAAAUUGAGUCGAAGAAGAAACAAGAAGACCUGAUGCAAAAGAAGAAGGAACAAGACAUGCAAAAGAAGAGGGAAGCUGACCUGAAGAAGAAGAAGGAAGCAACAGUUACACAAAAGAAUCAUCAGAAAGGAAAUGAAGUGAUUUUGUUCAAUGUUUAUCGUGAUCAUACUACACCAGUGGCAAAAGCUACCAUUCUAGCAACUGACAGGAAGAAGAUCGUAGGGGGUCGUGAGCUUGGCACUGAAUGUUGUGAAGUUGUUGUCAACUACAUCAUCAAAAGAGAUGCCAUAUUGCCUCGUCCCAUUGGCGAUGUGACGACCAUGGGACAAGCUCAAGGAAGAACUAUUGCAUGGCUCUAUAAACAUCUGGAGGUUGACAAGUCCAAGAUGAAGCAAGCCUCGCCGCCACAAGAAAAUGAACUCCCAAGAGUUUAAUUAACAGCAGAAGAGGUUGAUCAUCAUCAGGGCAAGAAAUAACUAGGAUUUCCAUGGACUAGAUGCAUGCCCAACCACUGUCUUGGACUUAUUUAUGCACUAUUCGUUGUCUUAGGAACAAACAUAUGUAUUGUCAUUGUCUUAGAAACAAACCUAUUCACUGUUGUUGUUCACUUUGUUGUCGAUGGGCGAACUAUUUAUGGUUUUGUGCA
Molecule: messenger RNA, 1123 nt
Organism: Lolium perenne
Lineage: Eukaryota; Viridiplantae; Streptophyta; Magnoliopsida; Poales; Poaceae
Source: RefSeq, a predicted model, not a curated record